Messenger RNA from Lycium barbarum (goji berry), 726 nucleotides. RefSeq names its product putative disease resistance protein At1g50180. The coding region runs from base 1 to 726 and encodes 241 amino acids. Gene Ontology annotation, molecular function: ADP binding. Lineage: Eukaryota; Viridiplantae; Streptophyta; Magnoliopsida; Solanales; Solanaceae. The record is from RefSeq and is a predicted model, not a curated record. The transcript has a single exon.
AUGGCAAACUCUGUUGUCCUUUUUGUACUUGACAAAAUCACAAAUUUAUUAGCAGAAGAAACAAUACUGCUUCAGGGAGUCAAGGACGAUAUCCAGUAUAUCAAAGAUGAAUUGGAGAGAAUGAUAGCCUUUCUUGGUGUGGCAGAUGCUUUAGAGGAAGGAGAUGCAGAGGUCAAAGUCUGGGUUGGGCAAGUGAGAGAUGUCGCCCAUGACAUUGAGGAUGUUCUUGACGAGUCCAUUGUCUUGUCAUAUGAUCAUCACUUCCAUGGAUCUUGUUGUUUCAUUGCUAAAUUGGUUUUCUCAAUCAGAAACAUCAAAUCCCGCCAUAAACUUGUCUUUGAAAUCCAAGCCAUCAGAUCAAAAGUCUGCAAUAUUGCAGAGGGCCAUCAAAGGUACCGUUACAAAUUUUAUGUCCCGGAGCAAGGUUCAAGUUAUAACCAUGCCUACGAUACUGCAAAUGAUCGCAGAGGCGAUGCGUUGUUGCUGGAAGAAGCUGAGCUCAUGGGCAUUGAAAAUCCCAGACAGCAACUAAUUGGUUGGCUCGUGGAGGAUGAUCCUAGACUUAAAGUGGUUUCGGUGGUAGGAAUGGGAGGUUCAGGAAAGACCACCCUGGUUAAGAAAGUGUGUGAGGAUGCAGCAGUCAAUAAAAACUUCGAUAGCCUUGCUUGGAUAACAGUUUCCCAGUCCUUCAAGGUUGAGGAAGUUUUAAAAGACAUGAUUCAAUAG